This is a messenger RNA of Corticium candelabrum, 1840 nucleotides long. RefSeq lists its product as uncharacterized. Lineage: Eukaryota; Metazoa; Porifera; Homoscleromorpha; Homosclerophorida; Plakinidae. Bases 8 to 1699 code for a protein of 563 amino acids. Gene Ontology annotation, molecular function: protein binding. The record is from RefSeq and is a predicted model, not a curated record. The transcript has a single exon.
UCCAAUCAUGAGUAGAGUGUGCAACAACGUUCUCCUUGCUUUGUGUUCGAUCCUUUUUAUUGGCCGACGUUCCCAUUCGUCGACAACGGACCUGACGCGUACCAGCGGUCUCGCAAAGCUGCAAUUCCAGGACGUAAACUCAACGCACGUGUACACCUACAACGCGACAACGCCCACUGUCUACAUUGAAGUCCAAGCCUGCAGUGGGAUAUUUAGAUGGACAUUUUCGGAUCCUUCAGGCAACGUCGUGGCCAACGGAGGCUACAGCGGCUUUGAGGUCGAGGCUGGUGGCAGUCUGGGAGGACGUCAUAGCGAAAGCUACUUCAACGACACAUCCCCGGAUGGUGUUUAUCAUCUAGUCAUUGAAACUGGUGGCGGUGGUUGGCUGCCGCAUGUCUUCUUUGAGAUAUUUAUAUCGUCGGCAGUGAAACAGGAGACUGCUCCUCGGAUACCGGAUGAUGACAGGGUGAGAGCUACUCUAUCGACGUCUAAUCAAGUUCAGUUGUCAUGGCAACCGUCAACCACUAGUGGAGUUAAAUAUUGUAUUUAUUAUCACAAGGAAGAUGACGUUGAUUAUUCCUUCGUUCAUAGUAGUACGUGUAGCACUCACUACACACAUGCCGGAACUGUUAAGAAAUGUACUACAAACCCAAACUUUAAGGUCGUCGGUCUGGUUCCUGGAACGACGUAUAACUUCAAUGUGGUUAUGACUGUUCCUCCGAGUACCAUAAGAUCAGUCUAUAGAGGCGUACAAGUUGGAACACUGAAUACUUCCGACCUGGUGGGAAAAUGGGCAGUCAUUGGUCGAAUGGAAACCGAUGUACUCACUGAUCGUCAGAUCAAGGGCAGUUAUGUCAAAGAAAAUCAUGAACGACAGUAUGAUUUUUUAGUUGGACAUCCAAACAAAGUAAUCCGAUUCAUUGUUAAGCCGUGUGGUGGCUUUAUGGAGUGGAUCAUUACUGCUCCAAAUGGGACAAUAAUUCAACAGGAAUCUUUUGCGGGCACUGAUCUGUCGGGAGUUUCUAUGAAUGGUAACUUGCCUCGAGUAUCCACAGACAUGACUAUCAGCAAUCCACAAUUUGGAAUAUACCAAAUCACGGUUCGAGGUGGUACACACAUGUCUGAUCCCAGCUCUUAUGUCUAUUUCCACCUGUUUGUUACAACUGAUGUCAACACUCAUUACUAUCCUGAGCUACCCAAGGAUGACAGGAUAAAGGUGGUAGAGCACAGUGUGGACAGUGUGACCAUAUCAUGGUCUCCUUCUCCCACACAAGAUGUGAACUACUGCGUGUUUUAUCAUGAUGUGAAAUAUGGUCAACAGGAUUUUGUAUACAGCAGCAGCUGCAGUGCUCAUUAUACGAGUGUCUCUAUCCACGGACCGUGUGUGACUGGCACCACAGUGACAUUGGCCAACAGAACAUCAAACUCUCUCAUCUACUCAGGCUCAUCCUACUACAUCAAUGUGGUUGUGAAAAAACCGAGUGUAUCUUCGUUUCGUUCAGCGUAUAAGGCAGUUCUGGUUAGCUUAAUAGAUCCAACUUUAUCACCAUCAGUCACCGCCUCAGAUGUGGCAGCUAGCGAGCCUGUAACUCGACCACCUAAACCAGUGACCAGCGAAACUAAAAGCUCUGAAGCAGGAUGUUCGUCAACAUUGGCUUCAUUUAUUUUGACAAUCACUGCAUUCUUAGUCUUACUGUAGUAGCCUGACAAUGUAAGUUGAAUGGGAAGAUUUCUGUAUCUGUUGUUUAUCUUUUACUAUUUCCUUAAUUUGAUUGGUAGAAUUGUAUAUUAGCCCGUUUUGUCCUAUCCCUUCAAUACAGCAGCAAGAGAGUUGAGAUUG